Messenger RNA from Cylicostephanus goldi, 228 nucleotides. The record is from the annotation of a GenBank genome assembly. NCBI's taxonomy places the organism in Eukaryota, Metazoa, Nematoda, Chromadorea, Rhabditida, Strongylidae.
AUGCUGGAGAGUACCCUGUGUUCCUAUUCGCCUGUUUCAGCUGCGAUGGCAAAUCUGCGGACACAAUUCGCCACCGACAAGACUGCAGUAGAGCGAUUCUUCCGCCUGGAUCAGAAGGGCAAAGUCCAGGCGAAAUACGUCUGGAUUGAUGGCACUGGCGAAAACUUACGCGCGAAAACUCGGACGCUCGACUUCAAACCAAAAAGCCCGGAAGGUUUGAUUGCAUAA